Messenger RNA from Pyrenophora tritici-repentis Pt-1C-BFP, 1815 nucleotides. The record is from RefSeq and is a predicted model, not a curated record. Lineage: Eukaryota; Fungi; Ascomycota; Dothideomycetes; Pleosporales; Pleosporaceae.
AUGUUGUCACCUAAUCUGCUUGCACUAGAGACAUCGCUGAGCGAAGAGGGCAUGACUGUCGCAUCCACCCGCUCAAGCGGCUCUGGGAAGAGUACCGGUCGAUACGAUUGUUUCAAUGCCAUGCUCCAUCCGAAAGGUCACUACUACUCUGCCAAGGAGCUCUUUGCACGAGGCGUCUGGAUUGGAUACUUAUCGCCAGAUAGACACAACGAAUCCUUUCGUGGGCUACCGUCCUUUGGCACCCUGAAGUCGAAUUUCAACAAAUUCAGUCAGCCAUAUCCUACAAGCAUGCACGGCUCUAAACUGGUCAUCAUGCCACUUGACGGCGACGAUAACGCUGGUGUGUUUGCCAUCAUGUUACCCCAAAAAGUUGACAGAUCUUUGCGUGGUCUCCAGAUCUAUCGACCAUACGAGCUCACCAAUGAUGGCAAAGGAGAUACUUUUGUCAACAACUAUAUGCUCCUUACCCUCCGUAACCCAAUUAGUGAAGCUGGCACAUUGGAGACAGUUCUUGAGGUCCUGUCGACCCAAGAGCAUGCUGCCACUAUACAGAAAGAUGUGAGCCUACCGAAUUAUGUUCUGGACGACCUUCCUACUAGCUCAUAUUCUUCUACUAUCCCUGAGAUAAAUUCUGGCCUUCGGCUCCCUAUAGCCCGUGUCGCCGAGACGAUUGUCGACGAUGAAACGUCAGUCGCGUCCAAACGGCGAAAGACCGGUAGCACACCAGGAGAAAGCUACAACACAACAGGGUACAACCGACUAGAUGGGACCGGUAUGGACACUCCAGCGGAGGUCGCAUUGACGCCUGAAUCUUCAGAGCCAGAGCGAGAGGUCGCCAAAUCCCCAUGUCUUGACGAGAGUGUCACAAAGGGCAACAGCCCUGCCCAACAGCAGAGCAUGAUGACACCUGAACCAUCAAUAUUGGAAGCUCCAGCAGACAAAGCUCCAAAUUCUGUGCAGAGUAUUCCCAGAGAUGAUAGUCCUGUCCAACGCCUAAGCACAAUGAUGCCUGAACUGCCUCAACCAGCACUGCACGCAACUAACGCUCCAAUUUCAGUACAGAGCAUCCCUAGGGACGAAAUUCCUGUUCAGCAACCAAAAACGAUGAAACCUGAAGCCCCUAAACGAACUAUUCAGACCACUGAGGCUUCAAUUCCCGUACAGAGCAAACCACUCGGUAUCACCGACGAACAAGCCGAGUGCGUUCAUCUGGUCUGGACUGUCAACGACUCGGAAAUAGAAUACGAUUUCGUACACACGCUGGGCGAGUGUAAGACGUUUGCGGGAUUGCUUUCGCUCUUGGAAGAAGACGCAGAAGCCAUUCCAGCCAUCGCUGGCAUUCUGGCCAGGACAAAGACAUGGCGGAUGACUUUUCGUCUCAGCGAUGGUACCAAAAAAGCCAUUGUCGCUCGCAAAGGUGCAGAAGCUGCCUUCAACCGACUUAAACUCACACUUGCUCAAGCUCCUAUUUGGAGUAGCAACCCAAACUCCACAGUGGAUGUCGAACUCAAGUUGCUUAGUUGAUCCGAUUCGAUUCGACGAGUGCUGCAUUUCAUUGAAAACAUCUGCUAGUGCAGCAAAAGAUGACACAAUCUCAUGCGGCAGUCAGCUCGUCACGACACAUACGACUGUCAAAAUUUCGUUGUUGUCUGUACAAGUCCUACCGAGCUCGAUGGCAUUAUCGGACAUUGAACCUUAUAUACCCCCUGUUUCAUUAUUUCUUUUUAGCUGGAUGCGAUGGAUUCGAUAUAUCUACGGUAGGCACGCAACUGGGGGUUGUAAGCAUUGCUCAAGGUCCAUGUAUAUAUAUUAUGG